AUGCUCGACAAUCAGCCCUCGCCACUGUUGACCAUUGCUUCGGACGUUCUUAGGGAGGUGGACAAUGCAGGUAGUCUCUGGGCGCUCUUCUCGAAAUGCAAAGGGAGCUUGAAAGACGGAGAACGAUUGGAGAAUCUCUCGUGGAGGCUAUGGCAUCGCGGGAUGGUCGUUGACCGCCAUCGUACGUGCAUCCAUGCCCAGAACGAUUCCAUCAACGACGGGGUUUCCCGCUCCUCUUCUGAAACUGAUGGCUGGACAAUCCACGCUCAUCCUUCGCCUCCGCCACUUUCCACGACACUAACGGCUUCACGCACACCAUUGGCCAAUCCAUCUUAUUCUGCGGCGUACAGAUCACCUGCGCCUUCCCUUGGAUCAUUUUCCUCGCCUUCUGCCUCCGUCAUCGCUUUUUCAGAGUCUGCGAAUGGUAGCAGUGGCAGCGAAUCAGAUUCAGGUGCGAACUCCUCGGAUGACCAGUUAGGGCGCCUUAUGUCAAGUUCAGGUGGAGGUACACUGUCCUUCCCCACAACAUCGGCUCCCCUUGUCCACGUCUCGGAAACUACCUGUCCGUCUUGCCACCUAAAAUCCACGAAGUCGCACAUCCCCUCACCGAUAACAUCCCCUUCUCCCUCACCUUGUCCUUCGUCCCCAACUCCAUCUCAAACUGUUGCCGCCGAUCAAACAUCCACUGAUGCUAGCCCGUACCCCGCACCCAGUACAACAGCAGCCGGCAACGAUGUUACCCAUAACGGCGCCGGAGAUAAUGAAAUUAACGGUGAUUUCCGUCGGCCUGAUGCUGGACGAAGGCAUGAUAUCUCCGAGCGGGAUAGUGGUUCCGGGGGGAAUAGGAAAGUAGCGCAAGGCUCAAUCAGGUCAAACGCUGGUAUUGUUUCAAGCACGGAUAAUGUGGCGGACGCAAUCAUAAGGACAAAUGGCUCAACGAUGACGACGUCGAAAAUGCCUCCUCCCGGCUUUUUGGUAACGGACGGACCCCGCCGUCGAAUAUUGCAUACGCAUCGCUCACCGCUCACCGUUGGAAGGAUGAUAUCUGAUAUCAUUCCUGGAGAUGUGUCGUUCUCUUCGGCCCUCAGCGAGCAGCAUCCUCGCGAUUUAAUACCUUCAUUGUCCGGGUCAAUUCAAUCGCCCAUACUGCUGAAUGGUAAAUUCUGCUCCCCAUCUCGACGCCAGUGUCCGCUCCCAACACCUGAACAUGAGUCUGUCGGUAUGAACUUGAACAUGGCCUCUUCGGCGCUCUACGAUAAACCUCCAAGCGAGGCGUCCUGUAAACCGGUUUCGCCCACCGUCGCUGUAACUAUCACUCCUUCCCCUAGCCCAUCACCUCAACAUGCUCCGGCUCCUGUAUACGUGACCUCUGCGUCGCAUAUUCCCGCAUCGAAUCCCGCUACCCCUAAUCGCUCACCAACACAUUCUGUACCAGGCACACCACAGUUUCAUUCACCUGUCGCAUCUCAUCCUCACACCCCCACGGCAUUUCUUCGUACCUCACCGCGCACACCGACUACAAAUCCCGGUAGCGUGAACCUCGCUCUAGCACCCCUUGUUGUCGUUGUGAAUCCCACACCUCAGCCAACCCCUCAUCCGACUCCUCCCGCUACGCCUACAUUGGUUUCUGCCACUGUCCCUUCAUUCGUAACGGCGUGUGGCGUUGGACUGGGACCAGAUCAGACCAGCAAUUCAGCCAAUAUCCAGAGCUCUUCACCCACGGCGAACGCUCCUGCGCCAUCGAGUCCUAGGACGACAAGCUCCAUUCCCACCCCUAAUGCUAACGCGACUUUGGAUACAGAUCGCACCCGUACUGGCUCCGUAUUGGCCUGUAUGGGAACUACCGCCAGUGCCCGCGGACCUUUGCCUGUCCCUGAUCAGAGAGACGAGUUGCCCCCAGGAAAACCACCAUCGAGCAUCAGCCCGCAACUUUCGAAGCCAGGCCUAUCUGUGAUGGUGGAUAAGGAUCGCACCUUGAAGCCCUCCGAUCGCCGAUUCUUCCUUCUUCAGUCUCCUGAGCGCUCGCCGGAUUCGGUUGUUUCUCCUGGCGCCUCGAGUAGUACAGACCUUGCCUGCAGCGACGAUAGUUCAAAGAAUGCCAAUAUGGGUAAGCCUACUGUCGUAGUAGCCCCUCGGGUGGCUCAGCGCGGACGGGAGCCUGCGAUGGAGGUCGUAGACGAGGAUAAAGUGACAGCUCGCAAGACAUGGCAAAGCGAAGAUGGCGAUCCGGGUGCCGUCAAAGAGCGCAGUCUCAGCCGUGACGCCCGACCGCCAUCGCGCACCAAGAACAGGUCAUCGGGUGCGCUUACUGCAAGCAAGCGAACCACGUCAACAACGAGUCUGACUGGUGGGACGCGUGCGAGGUCUAAGGGACUGGGUCUUGGAGGUGGGUUGACGAUGACAAAGAGUAAAGGAGUUGUCGGGAGAACGGGGAUCACCGGCAAGGUCGCUUUAGGGAUGAAGAGGGCAGCGAGCAGUGGAAUCCUGCCAACCACGACUGCUGCUCACGCGGACGAGCUUUCGACCAAGAAGGCCGUAGUCUCGAAUGGGAAGGGCAAGUCAUCGCGAGCCGAAGUACUUGCCCCACCUCGUCCUAACGCAGUCAUGCAUCGCGCCUCCUUCAAUAUUGGUAGUGGUUCGUCUGAAGGUGUCGAGAUUGGCGAGGGCGGAGAGACUAGUAGUAGGAGCGCUAGCGCGUCAAUUGGGGGCAGCGGUGGUGCACGUGAGCUGACGCAGAAGAUGCCCGGUGCGGCUCGCUCUAACAACAUCGUGCCGAAUGGGGACCGGCAGUCGCCUCCGUCUCUGGAAGGCCAAACCACCAACAAACCAGCCAAACUCCCUAUCUCGUCGUCUCCGCCUCAUGUAGUCGCAAGGCUCCCCAAUCCGGCAUCGCUUGCGCUUAACCCAGAGGCCGCCACUGCCGCUAUUCAACCUUCGCGUAAACGUGUCGUCGUGACUAACACAUCAUCUGAGGAUUACGAGACCGAGAGUAAUUCCGAAGAGGAGGAGGAGGAGGAGGCUGGAUCCUGGGCAAGCGAAGAUAUCAGUGAAGGAGACGAUGACGAAGUGGGCUUCGCGAAGGGUCAAAAGGGAGGCUCCAGCAGUGUUGUGAAGCGCUCGCACCAACGAGGAGGGAGCGUAGGCAGUCGCGGCAAAGGUCCCUCUUCAGGACAUUCGCGAACAGGGGGACCAUCGAAGGGCAAGGCCAAGUCGCCUCUGCAAGCUCCAGCCCCUGCACCGGCGCAGCGAACGAAGUCUUCCGGCCUUCAACAACAACAUCAGCGCCCUUUGGCGCCGCAACUACACCGUCGACAUACUUCUACUGCCAUUCACCCACAAGCACAGGCGUCACGACGGUUAUUGUCGAAGGAGGACGAGGCUGCUCUGAAGUUGCAAGCUGCGGCUGUAGAAGCUCAACGCCAACGCGAGCUGUUUACGAAGGUCCCAGUGCAGCCAACCAUGCAGAGGACGAGGUCGGGCUUGCUCAGCCAGUUGAUGAACCCUGAUCCCUCGAUCUUUCCGCCUAAUCAUCCGUACAGGCAGAGCUACUCAGCCGUCGACUUACGGAAAAUGGCAACGGUACCAAGGGUUGUUAGCGCCGGAGCUGGAGGGUUUGCCAUUCGUAGUGGUGGUAACGUGGUCGCGACACUCCCCAGUAUCGAGGAUAUCACGAGCGGCCACGUCCGACGUCCGAGCGAACAAGCCCCAAAGCUUCCGCCCAUCGUCGGUAGUUGGCGUAGUACAAAGGGGGCCGCUGCUAUGCCUCUGGCAGCUCAAGUCACCGUCAGUAACGUCCCUGCCCCAAACCAAAGCGGUGGUUCGGGACCGUACAGGCCCAAAGGUCGUCCUCAAGAGGAAGAACUCGAAGAUGAUACAGAUACCGACGACAACGCCGAUAACUCUGUGCCGAUGUCGGAGUCCUACGUCUAUCAGAAACUCGCUCAAAUGGUUGGACGCCGUGGGGCUGUGGCCAAUGGCAAGCAACGCGCGGACGCUGCACCCAAGCGGCCUGAGCCAAUUCGUGCUUUGACAACGAGCGAGUCGACGUCUUCCCAUGAUGCGCGGGUAUCAGCUACUCCUGUUCCUCUCGCGCAUCCAUACAAUCUCCCUCCUCCGUCGCCACCCUCGACUCCUCGGACGACACGCCAACGAUUCCUUCAGUCAGAAAUGCCUGAAAGUCUAAGGAGGAAUCUCCUUUGGGAACGACAAGUAAGCAAAAUGAACCUAGGGCCGCGUCGUCGAAGUACUGGUACUGGGGAGGGUGCAGCUGGACGUCCUGGCCAUCUCACAACGACACCUAGCAUGGUUCAACUGAGCGCGAAGACCUCAAAUACUAGCGUAAGAGAGGAGGAGGAGAAAGAGCGUCAGCGUCAACGUGAAUUGGAAGCAAAAGAGAAUGAGGAGAGGAUGCGUAGGGUAUUAGCGAAGACUCGUAAUCGUAGUUGGGCGGAUGAUUACCAUGCCUCCGGAUGGUAA
Messenger RNA from Pleurotus ostreatus (oyster mushroom), 4476 nucleotides. RefSeq lists its product as uncharacterized. Lineage: Eukaryota; Fungi; Basidiomycota; Agaricomycetes; Agaricales; Pleurotaceae. The record is from RefSeq and is a predicted model, not a curated record. Gene Ontology annotation, biological process: regulation of nitrogen utilization; negative regulation of transcription by RNA polymerase II; mitochondria-nucleus signaling pathway. Gene Ontology annotation, cellular component: cytoplasm. The coding region runs from base 1 to 4476 and encodes 1491 amino acids. The transcript is spliced from 4 exons.